AUGUCUUUGAACUACACGACUGCAUUAUUAUUCAUUGCAUUGGUUAUUUCUCGUCUGUAUGUUCAACCUAAUUUUUCACUUAUCUCAGAUUGUGAUGAAACUUUUAAUUACUGGGAGCCGUUAAAUUUGUUAGUACGUGGGUUUGGUAAACAGACAUGGGAAUAUUCACCAGAAUACUCAAUCCGAUCUUGGACUUUUCUUCUACCUUUCUAUGGUGUGUUAUCUUUGGUUAAGAAGGUUGCAGACCGUCAAGGCUGGGCACCACGUUUACUAUUUUAUGUUGCAAGGGUUAUCUUUGGGCUGAUGAGUACGGUUUUUGAAAAAAAGCUAUACACUGAACUACUUAAAUCCACAAAUUCCGAAGUAGCCAAUCUUUGGCUUCUUUUCCAAAUUUUGAACCCGGGUUGGUUCCAUGCAUCGGUAGAAUUCCUACCUUCCUCAUUUGCGAUGAUUUUUCUUUUAGGAUACUUGAAGGAUUCUCUUCGCUAUCUAUCAACUGGUAAGGAGAAGCCUUUUGUUUCCGCAUUAUUUUACAAUGUUGUGGCUGGGAUUCUGGGAUGGCCGUUUGUUUUAGUUUUAAGUGUUCCGUUGGUACUUCAUUACCUGUUAAGCCAUAGAAUCAUUGAUACCUUGCGCACGGGGGUUUCCUCCGUGCUCGUGUUGGUUAUGGUAGUUGCUACCGUAUUUACUAUUGACUCCAUAUUCUAUCGCAAAUAUGCCCCAGUACCUUGGAAUAUUGUAAUGUAUAAUGUUCUGAAUGCAAGUGAGGAGAGUGGCCCAAAUAUUUUUGGCACAGAGCCAUGGUAUUACUAUAUUUUAAACUUGCUUUUAAACUUCCCAUUGCCCAUUUUGUUCUUCGCGGUAAUUGGACUUUUACACACAAACUUGUGGCCUAUCUGGGGGUCUAUUUUUGUGUGGUUUUCCGUUUUCUUUACUCAACCUCAUAAGGAAGAGAGAUUUAUAUAUCCUGUGUAUGCCUUUAUCACAUUGGCAUCUAGUAUAGGAUUUGCAAAGUGUACCAGGUUGUUUGGCCGGAGGAAAUAUAGUUACUAUCUCCUAAAGAUUUUGGUUUUUGGUGUUCUGGUUGUGCAGUCAAUUACCCGUAUAUUAGCCCUUACAACUAACUAUACUGCUCCAUUAGCGGUUUAUUCUGAACUUACACCAAACAGGGACCCAAUUAAUGUUUGUACUGGGCGUGAGUGGUACCAUUAUCCAAGUUCAUUCUUCUUACCGGAUAAUCAUAGGUUGAGGUUUGUUUCCUCAGGAUUUGAUGGCUUGUUGCCAGGUGAUUUCCUUGAAGGUUCUAUAUUCGAGGCGGUUAGUAAUUUACCCCUAGGUAUGAAUAAUCAGAAUAAAUUUGAUGAGGGAAAAUUGGUAUCAAUUGACAGCUGUCAUUAUUACGUUGAUGUACUGAUUCCAAGUAACAAUGAUAGAGACGUAUUGGAUCCCACUCUAUUUUUGGAAGAUUGGACCAAAGUCAGAUGUGAGCCAUUUAUAGAUGUUCGGAAGUCUAGAUUUUUUGGCAGGGCUUUUAUCCUGCCGGGAUUCCUGGUCAAAUAUCUACCACAACCAUUGAAAUCUCUAUUAGAGAAGUAUCACAAGGCAACAUACCUUGAGUAUUGUUUAUUUAAAAGAGCAGGUGUCUUGGCAGGUGUUUGA
Eremothecium cymbalariae DBVPG#7215 is the source of this 1659-nucleotide messenger RNA. It is a transcript of the gene ALG9, whose product is annotated as dolichyl-P-Man:Man(6)GlcNAc(2)-PP-dolichol alpha-1,2-mannosyltransferase. The coding region runs from base 1 to 1659 and encodes 552 amino acids. The transcript has a single exon. NCBI's taxonomy places the organism in Eukaryota, Fungi, Ascomycota, Saccharomycetes, Saccharomycetales, Saccharomycetaceae. Gene Ontology annotation, molecular function: alpha-1,2-mannosyltransferase activity. The record is from RefSeq and is a predicted model, not a curated record. Gene Ontology annotation, cellular component: endoplasmic reticulum membrane. Gene Ontology annotation, biological process: protein N-linked glycosylation.